Molecule: messenger RNA, 546 nt
Organism: Arctia plantaginis
Lineage: Eukaryota; Metazoa; Arthropoda; Insecta; Lepidoptera; Erebidae
Source: the annotation of a GenBank genome assembly
AUGGAAAACUCAGAAGUUAGCAGCACUUUGUCCUUCAAAUGGGGUCCUCAAGAAUUAAACGCGCUAAGUGUUUGUGCAGUACAAUAUUUUACAGGUUCCUACGUAAGCUGUGCAACAGCUCUCAUGGCACUGUCCACAUCUGCUUUAAACGUACAACCAUCUGGAUGCUUCAUGGGUUAUUGUGAUUUUGUGCGAUGUCUCAGAAGUACCAAUUCGGCCAAUCUGUCGGAAAGCAUUAUUCAGUGUACUAGAGAAGCAAGAACAGGUGUUAAUAUAACAGUAGAUGCAGACAACGUUAGAUUUUAUACUAAUGUAACAUCUUGCAUACUGGCGAAAUCGAGAUGUGGUAAUUAUAAUCCAAUUACAGGAGAGCCUCAAAUCCCGGGUUAUACAACGUCGGGAAGUAGAGUCAGUAACGCGCUGCAGUUUUCAGCAACAGGAGAGCUAAGAAUUAUAUCGUUCUCCGCCAAUACUCCAGUGACAAAUUCUUUUUGCACUGCGUCCCCUAACUUAACACAGUCAUCUUGGCUCACAAAUGUUUGUUAG